UCUUUCUGAAACAAGUCUGAACUAUUAAUUGUCUUCACACAAAAUAAUGGACAAUACAUGUUUCUAUUUCUUCACGGACACGCUGUUUUAGUUGACUCCAAAACUGAAUAUUCCACACUAUAUGCUAAUUCCAUUUAUACUUAAAUCAUAUUAUUAGUAUAUAUAAUUAAUGCACAAGAUUGCAUCAAAGUGUGUGGUUCAGAUACUCAAAAGGGUCUUUGAGUUUUGAAGAAAAAUGGGUUUUCUUCAUAGUUUAUUAUUAGCUUUAUGUUUGGUUUUGAAUUUGGUGUUUGUGUGUAAUGGAGGCAGAACUAGUACUUUUGUUAGGAAAGUUGAGAAGACCAUUGAUAUGCCACUUGAUAGUGAUGUUUUUGAUGUUCCUUCUGGUUAUAAUGCUCCCCAACAGGUUCAUAUAACACAAGGUGAUCAUGUGGGGAAAGCAGUGAUCGUAUCGUGGGUGACUGAGGAUGAACCAGGCUCGAACGCAGUGCGUUACUGGAGUAAGAACAGCAAGCAGAAGAGGCUAGCUAAAGGGAAAAUUGUUACUUAUAGAUUUUUCAAUUACACUUCUGGUUUUAUCCAUCACACUACUAUUAGGAAUUUAGAGUACAAUACCAAAUAUUAUUACGAGGUUGGACUCGGGAACACAACAAGGCAGUUUUGGUUUACAACUCCUCCUGAAAUCGGUCCUGAUGUGCCAUACACAUUUGGUCUAAUAGGGGAUCUUGGUCAGAGCUAUGAUUCAAACAAGACACUUUCUCACUACGAAUUGAACCCAACAAAAGGACAAACAGUGUUGUUUGUUGGAGAUCUCUCAUAUGCAGAUAACUACCCGAAUCAUGACAAUGUUAGGUGGGAUACUUGGGGAAGAUUUGCAGAAAGGAGCGUUGCUUAUCAACCGUGGAUAUGGACUGUUGGAAACCAUGAACUUGAUUUUGCUCCAGAAAUUGGAGAAACAAAACCAUUCAAGCCUUACUCGCACCGAUACCGUACUCCUUACAAAGCAUCGCAAAGUACCUCGCCCUUUUGGUAUUCUAUCAAGAGAGCUUCAGCUCACAUCAUUGUGUUGGCUUCAUAUUCAGCAUAUGGAAAAUAUACACCACAAUACAAAUGGCUUGAACAGGAGCUACCAAAAGUUAACAGGACAGAAACUCCUUGGUUGAUUGUUCUCAUGCAUUCACCUUGGUAUAAUAGCUACAAUUAUCAUUACAUGGAAGGGGAAUCAAUGAGAGUAAUGUAUGAGCCAUGGUUUGUUAAGUACAAGGUUGAUGUCGUGUAUGCUGGCCAUGUCCACGCCUAUGAACGUUCUGAACGUGUGUCCAAUGUUGCAUAUAAUGUUGUAAAUGGUAUUUGCACUCCUAUAAAAGAUCAAUCAGCUCCUGUAUACAUAACCAUUGGAGAUGGAGGGAACCUUGAAGGCUUAGCAACCAACAUGACAGAACCACAACCAGAGUACUCAGCAUACAGAGAGGCCAGCUUUGGACAUGCCAUUUUUGACAUAAAGAACAGAACACAUGCUCACUACAGCUGGCAUAGGAAUCAAGAUGGUUACUCUGUUGAGGCUGAUUCUCAUUGGUUCUUCAACAGAUUUUGGCACCCAGUUGAUGAUUCCACAACUCAUGUUUCCCAUUAACACGUUGAUGUUAAGCAAUAAAGUCAUAUGAUUAUGUAAUUAUUGUUUGUGGGUCAAUACCACCAACAAUUAUGAUUAUCAUAAUCAUUACCUUUCAUUUUACUUUGUAUCACUGUUAUAUAACUGCAAAGGAAGAAGUUUCAUUUGUAAUUUGUAAUUUUCUUUUUGUUGUAAUAACUAUAUAGAUGCAGAUAGGAACCCCAAAAUGAAAUCCUAUACCUCAGACCUAUGGCUCCUAAUUCUUUAUUUAUCAACCUUACCGCUUUGCUAAGGGUGCAACCAACAAGUAGAAACAUUGUGUCCAA
This is a messenger RNA of Medicago truncatula (barrel medic), 1938 nucleotides long. RefSeq names its product purple acid phosphatase. The record is from RefSeq and is a predicted model, not a curated record. The coding region runs from base 236 to 1633 and encodes 465 amino acids. NCBI's taxonomy places the organism in Eukaryota, Viridiplantae, Streptophyta, Magnoliopsida, Fabales, Fabaceae. The transcript is spliced from 8 exons. Gene Ontology annotation, molecular function: metal ion binding; acid phosphatase activity.